This is a messenger RNA of Microsporum canis CBS 113480, 744 nucleotides long. RefSeq lists its product as uncharacterized. The record is from RefSeq and is a predicted model, not a curated record. The transcript has a single exon. The coding region runs from base 1 to 744 and encodes 247 amino acids. NCBI's taxonomy places the organism in Eukaryota, Fungi, Ascomycota, Eurotiomycetes, Onygenales, Arthrodermataceae.
AUGAGCUCUCACACGAUACUGGGAACUGCUGUUCCUAAUAGUGAUAAAAUCCCUCCUUUUGACUGGUCUAAAAUACCAGAUACAACAAAAUUGCGGCCCCUACCCAAUAUUGCGAAAUUGAAAGACACCCAAGAUAUCUAUGGAUGGGCAAUGAUUGUUGAGCGGGCACUUAAGAUCCGAAAACUUUGUUGUCUCAUUGACGGAUCUGUUCCUUCAACACCACCGACAGACAAGGCUUUAUACGAACGCUGGGAAGCUGCAGAUAUAUAUGUCAUGGAUUGGCUGAUCCUGCAGAUUGAUUACACUUUUUACAACGAAAUUGAAAACUUCAACCCUCCAAUGGAUACAGCCCAAAAGUUCUUUACGUCAAUUAAACAGACACUCGGAGAUAUCAAUAUGGAUAUAUACUUGAAGAAAUGGGAAAGGAUGAAGCGAUCAGACUUUUCAACGGUGGCCCAGUUCGUGGAAGCACUGUCCGAAUCCUACCGUGAAAUCACCAGGACUGGAUUCCCAGUUCCACCAGUCUGCGGCAUCUACCGCCUCAUCUAUAGUAUUGAAGAUGAGAUGGCUACCUGGGCGACAUAUAUCUCACUCGAGGUAGAAAAGUUCAAGCCUAUGGACGUCACAAAACAACAGUUCUUCGACAUCUGCGACAGAACGCGGGCGAAAGCAUUAUACAGUGCUGCGGCCCCGAAGCCAUCAUCAAACCAGAGACGUUCAAGGUUACGGAAUAGGCCCAAAUAG